AUGACAGUCAGAGGCGCGACCCAGAGAGAGAGCCCGGAUGGCCAUGUUCUCUUCAUAGAAGAAGUUCGGAAACACCUAGGUGUGAGGGCCAACGCCGGCGAAAGUUCUUCCUUAGCCGAUACCACUGAAGCCCGCCCCAAGGUCCUCCUCAUCGGUCACGAUAUGCAUGACGAUUUUCGGAAGAUGAGACAAGACGGCAUCGAUCUCCAAAAACACUUCCAGUACUCGGGUUGCGUCGAUACCCAGGUAGUUGUCGAGGACACAGGUGCAAGCAUGGGCAAAGGGUUGAGCGAUCUGAUGUCACACUACGGACUGGCCAAGCUCGAGUUCAAAAAAGUAGGUUGCCCCAAAAUGCCAGGCAAAUGGGUUUUUGUGGGCGCCCACUGCUCGGGCAACGAUGCCGUCGCAGCUCUGGAGUGUCUUAUCGAUCAAACCUUCGAUCUGAGCCUAAGGACACCCGGCGACAAGGACUCCGUAGGCCUGGAAGAUCUGCCUGAAGACUGGUUGAAGAAGCCUCUCCAAGGUAUGAACAUGGAUUUGAUCCUGCUGAGCUACGACACCGAAGGCGUAGAGACGCCUAACUACAAACCCAAAGUCCUCAACCGUACGAGCGAGCACGGCUUCGCAUGGAUGCGCGUCGCCGACUUUGCCCAUACCCCGCCCGGAGACCAUGGGCAAAACUGGCGUUCCUUUAUCCGCGCACGACACUGGAUAAACCACGAUUUCCGCAACUUCUCGAAUUGGUUCUACUGCAUCGGCAAUCCGAAAGGCUUCUGGCCAAAGUAUGGCGAGUCGCAGUAUUACCAUGUGUCGGAGGGUCCUGCCCCGUUCCAUAAGCUAUUCGAGGAGCUGGCAAAUGCCACUGCUGGCGCUCUCAAAGGGCUUGAUACCGUCGAAGAAGUCACAGCGAUGCUCGAGCAGACAACACUCGAGGAGGAGCGCACACCGGCCGGUGGACGUAACAUGGCCAUUACCCGAGGCAAUGCGAACAAUGUUAGAGGAAACAUGACCAACAGCAGAAGCAUGCAGCCUCCCUUCCGAAGCAACGCAAAAAACAUCGGGGAGGAUACCGCGGAGAUUAGAGGCAAUUAUUCAAGCUGGGCAGAGAUUGCUGAAGGCAACGAAGGCAAGAAGUUCCAACAGCAAGGCCAGUGA
Molecule: messenger RNA, 1155 nt
Organism: Letharia lupina
Lineage: Eukaryota; Fungi; Ascomycota; Lecanoromycetes; Lecanorales; Parmeliaceae
Exons: 1
Coding region: 1-1155 (384 amino acids)
Cellular component (GO): nucleus
Source: RefSeq, a predicted model, not a curated record